Molecule: messenger RNA, 694 nt
Organism: Mesorhabditis spiculigera
Lineage: Eukaryota; Metazoa; Nematoda; Chromadorea; Rhabditida; Rhabditidae
Source: the annotation of a GenBank genome assembly
CGAGCUCGAUCCGGGUCAAAAAGCGCGCGACUCGUUCGAGGACGAGGCCAAACGCCAAAAUGCGGGCUUGCAGAGGGAGAUUGAGGCGCUAACCCAAGAGAAAGAUCGCCUACUCAAGGUGGAACAGUCAAUCGAACAACGAGAAAAGGAGGCAGCCGUCAAAUUCACCCUGCUAUGCGAUAUGGAAGCUGAUUGGGAGCGCGAGAGGGCGAAGUUGAAGAAUAAGAUUGAAGAAUUGGAGAACAAACCGGCCGAAGCUGGAGGUCCUACUUUUAGCUACGCUCCGACCGGCAAUCCAGACGCCGACUUCCUCAACUCGAUCAUCGCCGAUCUCCAGAAGAAGAACGUGAAUCUUCAGAAAGAAAAUGGAGGAUUACGCGAGCUGCUCGGAAAGUACGACGUGGGCGAUAUUAUAUCCCCGAAGGCGAAGAAGCAGAAGGCGCCACGGGUGUAUUGCGACAUCUGCGAUGUGUUUGAUGCACACGAAUUUGAAGAUUGCCCGACGCAGACUUCAAUGAUCGCUGUCGAUGAAAUGGGUGGAAGUGGUGCUUGGCCCGGAGACCUGGUUAUCAGCCCGGUACCUCCCCAGCCAACGGCUGAGCUGAAGCCCCGGGUGUAUUCCUACGGACAUAGCCAGGGCAUCGACUGCAAGCCGUUCGCCUCGCCCAAGACCCCGAAGAGCGACUACACCUUC